ACAUGGCUUCUGGAAUGAAAUUAGGAGACGAGUCAGAGGACACUGCAGAAAAGAAAAUGAAAAACAACCAUACAUUAGCCAGUUGAAUGCCAAAAAGAAACAGUCUCCAAAGCUACAGAGAAGAAGCUCAUGAAGGAGCCAAAAGCCAGAGAGACGAAGUUUUCCAAAGUGACUGGACAGAAAACAGAAGAGGUGACACCAAAGAAAAGCCAGGUCAAAUCCACAGUGGUUUCGGGUCAAGGACAACCUUCCAUGUCUAUCCUAACAAGGGCAGUGGCAAAGGGGAAAUUUCAGAAGGUUUCUGACACCUUGGUGCUUAAAGCAGGAGAAACAUUGGACUUGCGCUGCAAAGGAAAGGCUGUCAAAUGGAGAUAUCCCCUCUACCUGGAGGAUGAUGAUGUUGAAAGACGUCUCCGAAUCAAACACUUUGAGAGGCACAGCCAGCUGAUAGUUCUCAACUCCACAGCUGCCGAUACAGGAGAGUAUAGCUGUUGGUCCUUCCAGUGCCAUGACAGUGAGUGCCAUGACGGAGAGGACAGGCAGGGCCAAACAUACAUCUUCUUCACAGACCCUCAGGAGCUAUUUGUGCCUACAGAAAAUUAUUAUGAAGUCAUCCAGAUGCGGACAAACCAUCCCACACUUUUGCCAUGCCAAGUGACUGAUCCACGGGCCAAAGUGACACUACACCGGGAGUUCCCACCUGAGAAAGUGCCGGUGGAUGGCAUCAACAUCUCCUAUAAUGUGAAGAGAGGGUUCACAAUCCAUCGGCCGCAUCCUUCCUAUGCUGGCUCCCUGUACUGCAUGGCAAACAUGAACAGAGUGAGGCAGAUCUCCACAAAAUAUAUGCUGAUUUAUGUGAAUUAUCCCUCCUCAGUUCCUAAACCUGCUGUCCGAGCCUCAUCUGCCCUCUUUCAGAUUGGAGACAACUUCAAUGUCACCUGCACUGUGUUUGGGGAACCAGAAAUAGCUGUUGACUUCACCUGGGAAUAUCCAGGACAGCAAAUGGGUAGGCCACCAUACGUUCGUGAGCGUGCAGACUUGGUGCGACAUGGUGGGCAGGUGCGGAAGGAAUCCGAAAGCAUCCUUUACAUAGAUGAAGCACGGGCUGUGGAUGAUGGGCUGUACCAUUGCACUGCUGAAAAUCUGCAGGGCACCACUACAGUGUCUACUCGAAUUCGCUUGCUUCCCACCACACCAUCUCCAAAGAAGACAAGGUCUGAGUAACCCCCC
This is a messenger RNA of Pogona vitticeps (central bearded dragon), 1230 nucleotides long. The record is from RefSeq and is a predicted model, not a curated record. Lineage: Eukaryota; Metazoa; Chordata; Lepidosauria; Squamata; Agamidae.